AUGGCAUUUGACUACUUUGCUAACCCUCCGCCUGGUAUUGACUUGUCGGAGUCACGCACCGCUUCCAACAAUGCUAUCGGCAUUGUGCUUUUUGUUCUUUCGUUCGUUUUCGUCGCGUUGCGUCUCCUCACUCGCCUGCGUCUUAAACGUGAGGUACUGGGACUGGACGACUAUCUAAUGUUUCUUGGGCUGGCUUUGAAUGCUGGCAAUUUGGCUUGCUGCAUCGCAGGGGGCUUCUUCGGUCUGGGAAAGCACAUAUGGUCUUUGGGACCGUAUGAAAUGCGACAAAUCACGAUAAUCACUUUCGCGUAUGUGUACAUCUACACAUGGAGUUUGUGUGUCAUCAAAUUCUCAAUUCUGGCUUUAUAUCGUCGAAUUUUUGGAAUGACAUGGCUUGGCUGGUUCUGCGUCGUCCUCACUGCCGGUUAUUUCAUCACUAACCACGUCGUUCUACCACUGUAUACACGACCACUGCACUACUACUGGAAUCAGUGGUACGGUGGAGAAGGCGUGGUACUGGUGAACGAGGCAAAGUUCUAUCUUGGUAUCGGCAUCAUCAAUCUUUUCGGAGAUGUUUGCAUCCUUACGAUACCUGUACAAAGCGUGCUCAAGCUAAAUAUGGGACGAUCACAAAAGGUCGCAGUAAUUCUUACCUUUUUACUCGGCAGUUUUGUCUGUUUUGCGUCGUUGUACCGCAUCAUCACUAUCGUUCACCUUGUUAGGACAACAGACAUUAGCUGGGCUAAGAGUGAUGUAUUCAUCUGGUCUUCAGUAGAACCCUCGGUCGGCAUCAUCUCCGGUUGCCUGCCCACCCUUCGCCCGCUGCUUCUGCAAGUCACGGAUGUGCUCUCUAGGAGACUACCAUCCACGCUCAAAGGCUCGCAUCACGUUGAAUCCCCUGCGCACUCGCUAGAUCCACUCGAAACGAUCUCUAAAAAGCGCACGCGGAAGAUAAAGGUCAACAAUACGUUGGAGGGCACCACAGUUACUCAAACGGAGAUUCGAAUCGACAGGAAGUUAUGGAUGAGAUCGAAUAAAGAUCAUGAGCCAUGGGGUAAAUCUCGGUUAGAUGAAGAUGAGAUAGGUCUGACAACAACCCAUGUGCAUGGAGAGUGUCCUAAUGCAGGACGCAAGGCAUCGAGCGAGGUUCGGAUAAGCGAGUCGCCUCCAAACGAUAGAAGAGAAAGGGGAAUCACUCUGACGAGAGAGUUUGAAUGGGAUGAAAGAAAACAGAGUCCUGUUCCCCGCAAGUAG
Molecule: messenger RNA, 1254 nt
Organism: Alternaria burnsii
Lineage: Eukaryota; Fungi; Ascomycota; Dothideomycetes; Pleosporales; Pleosporaceae
Exons: 5
Coding region: 1-1254 (417 amino acids)
Source: RefSeq, a predicted model, not a curated record